Amorphotheca resinae ATCC 22711 is the source of this 1212-nucleotide messenger RNA. RefSeq lists its product as hypothetical. The transcript is spliced from 2 exons. NCBI's taxonomy places the organism in Eukaryota, Fungi, Ascomycota, Leotiomycetes, Helotiales, Amorphothecaceae. The record is from RefSeq and is a predicted model, not a curated record. Gene Ontology annotation, biological process: regulation of DNA-templated transcription. Gene Ontology annotation, molecular function: zinc ion binding; DNA-binding transcription factor activity, RNA polymerase II-specific. Bases 1 to 1212 code for a protein of 403 amino acids.
AUGGAUCCUAAAGAUAUCGACACAGCUUCUGCGGUGAAAUCUGCGCAUCGGGCGUGCGAUCAUUGCAGGCAAAGGAAACUUGCAUGCUCCAAAGAUCCAGAUGGAUGCGAUCGAUGCAAGCGAGAGAAUAUCAUAUGCCAUUAUUCUAAGUCGAAACCUAUGGGUCGGCCGAGGAAACGACAAUUCGUCGAGACAACGAUCCAAGAAGCAGGUCAGAACGACAACAAUCAAGACCCGGAACCGUUGCUUUCCUUCGCAGAUAAUCUCGAUUAUAACGAUGACUUACUGGCCGAGCCAUACUUUACAACAGGCCAGCCGGUUAUUUCGUCCCUAGAUAAUGUUUUCGAGGGCCUUGGCACAGAAGUUAAUAGUGAUCAGCAUAUCUGGCAUUUUGGAGACCCGGUUGGAGGCCCUCCUAUAAAUUUUGAAGAUAUCGACUUGGGAACCGGCGAGAGCAAUAUACCUUCCCUAGAGCCGGCACCAAGAUCAUCUAUAAUAACGAACACUGCCAACACAGACAAAAAUCCCUCAUCAACUAUCAUAGGGCCAUGUAGUUGCCUGGCCUCGAUGUAUCUGUCCCUAGCAUCACUGCAGCAAUUUCCUUCUGAUAUAACAUCCGCACUUAAAACUGUCCGCGGUGCAGCAGAAACAGCUGCGAAGAGUAUCUGGUGCGUUCAAUGCGGCGCGGUUGUAUGGAACACUGGUCCUCCUCCUAUUGAGGCCUUCCACAAUACGAUGCUACUCGGGACUAUGAUACCUACUAUUGCAGAUGGAUAUAAAAGACUACUCAAGAUGGUUGAUGAGGAGACUGACGCGGCGAUUGCAGCUGGUCAACAAACAAAGACGUUUCGGUUCCAUGAUUACGGAGGAUUGGGUUGUCGAGAGGCAACCGUUCAGGAGGCGAUGCUCUGUGUUGAGAAGGGAGCGUUCUUCAGUGCGGUCGAAAUGCCACCCAUGCAAUGGCGCACCACCGUACGAGCAUUGUUGAGGAUUGAUAUUCAUGGCAAUGAGACACCAGGCUUCAAGCACAAGGGCCUGAAAGAUCUUGUCGGCGAAAUGGAAUACCGCCGGAGGACCCGUCACGCGCUCUUGGAUGCCGCAGAAGCCACUGUUGAUAACGGCCAAGGGAAAUGUCUUGGCGAGAGGACCGGAGGAUGUCUGGAAAUUCUUCGAAUGGCAAAGGUCGCCAUUGACGAUCUAGUGAUCCCAUGA